CGCGGGCGGGCGGGCGAGCGGCGGCCGGCGCGGAGCGCGCGGAGCGGGCGCCCGGCGGGAAUGGCGGACGGGGCGCGCUCGCUGCGCGGCAGCGGCGGCGGCAGCGGCGGAGGCAGCCCGGCCUCCAGCCCGGUGCUGGGCGGGCGGGGCCGCGCCGCGGCGGGGGGCAGUAGCCCGCCGGGCCACGCGUUCCGCAGGGUGACCCUGACCAAGCCCACCUUCUGCCACUACUGCACCGACUUCAUCUGGGGGCUGGCCGGCUACCAGUGCGAGGUUUGCAAUUUCAUGUCUCAUGAAAAGUGCCUCAAGAAUGUCAAGAUACCAUGCUCAUGUAUUGCUCCCAGCCUUGUAAGGGUUCCAGUUGCGCACUGUUUUGGACCUCCAGGACUUUACAAAAGAAAGUUUUGCGCUGUGUGCAGGAAGUCCCUGGAGUCACCUGCCUUUCGAUGUGAAGUUUGUGAGCUACACGUGCACACAGACUGUAUCCUAUUUGCUUGCAGUGACUGCCGGCAGUGUCACCAGGAUGGGCACCUGGACCAUGAUACUUACCACCACCACUGGAGGGAGGGAAACCUUUCUUCAAGUGCUCGUUGCGAAUUUUGCAAAAAAACCUGUGGGUCUUCUGAGGUGCUCUCUGGCAUGAGAUGUGAAUGGUGUGGCAUCCUGGCUCAUGCUGCUUGCUGUGUAAUUGUCCCACCAGAAUGUACCUUUGGAAGAUUAAGGAAUAUGAUUCUUCCUCCAAGUUGCGUUCAGUUGUUUUCUCGCAACUUCAGCAAAUUGCAUUGUUUUCGGAUAUCAGAAAAUUUGCAAACAGAAUCAGAUGAAGAUGAUGAUGUUGAUGGGUCAACACAAGGAUCAACAAAAGAUAUCCAAAUUUCAACUGAUUCAAGUAAACAAACACUCAAGAUAUUUGAUGGGAAUGACGCAGUGAAACGCAAUCAAUUUCGACUAAUUUCAGUUCCAAGGAUUGCAAAAAAUGAAGAAGUUGUGGAGGCUGCUUUGAGGGCGUACUACAUAAAUGAUGACCAGCAGGAGUAUGAGCUUCAGACCUUCACACAGCAGGUGCUGCUCUCUGAUGAUGUUAUCAACAGGAAUGAUGCUGCAGAAGACAGCAAUUUGGGCUCAGUAUUCCGAGAAUCUGUUCCUGAAGCUUGGAUCAUCAGAGCCAAACCAAAGGAUGAGGAAGUGAUCAGAAUUUAUCCUGCCUGGCUAAAGGUGGGAAUGGCAUAUGUUUCUCUACGAGUAAAUAAGGAUAGCACUGUGCAGACUGUGAUCAAAGAAGUGCUCCCUUUACUUGGAAGGCAGACGGAGUGCCUCCAGGAUUUCAAAUUGGUGGAAGUGCUUAUGGGCAGUAAGCAAGUUCAGCGCAUGGUCUUGGACAAUCAGGAACUGAUUCUUAACAGACUCAAGGACAUAAGAAAGACUUCGAUACGUCAGAUGAAUCAAACAAUUUACAUUGUGGAAAACAGUAAAUCCAUUGUACAAGUAAAUUUAUUUGUUGGUGGCCUUCCACCUCAGCUUUCCCCUGAAGAAUACACAAAUAUUCUCAAGGAAGAAUUAGCUAUCAAAACAAAUGUAGUAUCUGUGAGUCAUGUUUAUCAAGCACAAGGUGCUGUUGUACUCCAAAUUUCAUGUUUUUCUGAAGCUGAAAGAAUAUAUAUGCUAGAAGAUACUGUUGUCAAUGACAAGCCUCUGAAUGCUGUGGUGAUUCCUGCAGUUAUGGCUUCCAAGAUACCACAGAAUUGUUGCCCACUUCUUGUAUUUGUGAAUCCAAAAAGUGGUGGUCUAAAAGGUCGGGAUCUUCUGUACAGUUUUAGAAAGUUGUUGAACCCACAUCAAGUCUUUGAACUUACCAAUGGGGGCCCACUUCCUGGGUUUCACACGUUCUCCAAAGUCCCCUCCUUCCGAGUACUGGUGUGCGGAGGGGACGGCACGGUUGGCUGGGUCCUUGGUGCCCUCGAGGAGAUCAGGCACAAGCUGGUGUGCUCAGAGCCCUCAGUUGCCAUCUUACCUUUAGGAACAGGUAAUGACCUGGGGAGAGUCUUGCGCUGGGGAGCUGGCUACAGUGGGGAGGACCCGUACUCCAUUUUGGUUUCUGUGGAUGAGGCAGAUGAUGUUCUUAUGGAUCGCUGGACUAUCCUUUUGGAUGCAGAAGAGCCAGCUGAAGGUGCAGAAAAUGGCAUUGCGGAACCUGAGCCUCCCAAGAUUGUACAGAUGAACAAUUACUGUGGUCUUGGCAUUGAUGCAGAGUUGAGCUUGGACUUUCAUCAUGCCAGAGAAGAAGAACCAGGGAAAUUUAAUAGCAGGUUUCACAACAAGGGAGUUUACGUGAAAGUUGGGCUGCAGAAGAUAAGUCACACUAGAAACCUGCACAAGGACAUAAAGCUGCAAGUGGACCAGCAUGAGGUGGAGCUACCAAGUAUAGAAGGACUCAUCUUUAUUAAUAUUCCCAGCUGGGGCUCUGGGGCCGACCUCUGGGGGUCUGAAAGUGACAACCGCUUUGAGAAGCCACGCAUCGAUGACGGCCUGCUGGAGGUGGUUGGUGUGACGGGCGUCGUGCACAUGGGUCAAGUCCAAGGUGGCUUUCGAUCAGGAAUACGCAUAGCUCAAGGCUCGUAUUUCCGUGUAACGCUCCUAAAGCCAAUUCCAGUUCAAGUUGAUGGAGAGCCCUGGAUUCAGGCCCCUGGCCAGAUAAUAAUAUCUGCUGCAGGACCAAAGGUCCAUAUGUUGAAAAAAUCCAAGCAGAAGCAGAAAAAAACUGGAAGCCUGAAAGAGAUGAAAGUGGAUAGCACGUCAGUCUCUGAAGGAGGACGCAAAGGGGAAACCUGUGUUCAUGCCUAUGGUAGAUACCAUCCUGGUCCAGUAAAACCGAGUGCAGACAAGUCAUGAAGAGUGUUGCCUAUGAGCGUGCCUUUCAUUACAUUUUGAUAGUACUGGGUUCUUCUUUGUCUUUCAAAGAUAGUACCUCAUUGUCACAAGUAACAAUUAUGUACCACUUGUCUCAUCUGAAAUGUUUACUUGGAUUUGUUUUUCUGUUGGCAGUUUCCCAGCCAGAGAUUCCAAGAUGCUGAGAUUUCCGCAUUUGCCUUCACAAAAAAUCCUUCCCUCCUCCCAGUUCAUUCUAAAAGAAAAUCAUUGCAUAGAUAUUUUUUUAAUUGUUCUAUAACUGAAAAUGUGUUCCUUUAAAUUAAUGCUCACAAUAGCAUCCUAACCAAAAAAAGGCAAAACCAUGAGCUGCUGAGAGCUCCUUAGAUCAGUCCAAAGAGCACAGCUGAAACAGUACAAGUGUAAAGAGAAAAACACAACACAAAACACAGGAGAGAUUAUUUCUGUAAAAGGAUCUCAGUGCACUGGGAAGAGAGAAUGUGCUAGAACAGUUGAGUCAAAAUAUUUCAGAGCAUUUACUUCAACAGUAUUUGGACAGCAUGAAUGAAGGGGAAACAGGCUGUAGAGCAAUUUUUCAUCUGUAGCUUAGUUUCUCGUUAUUCAGCCAAAGCCGGUUUUAAAAGGCUUUUGAAUUUCAUCAGCUACAACUCUCAAAAUAGAAAAGGAACAAAAAUACCCAAGGCAAUAGUAUGUUAUACAAAUUCUAUUUUAUCACUGAAACCAUUAACUUUGACACCAGACUCUUGUCUUGACUUUACUUGUGUUCUUUCAUUUUCAUGAACUUGGACUGUUAUAUAGCAGCAAGCUCAAGAAUCUUCAUUAAUUAGGUUAAAAGAAGUACCACUUAGUGUUCAAUUGAGUACAUUAGCACAGUCAUAUGUUAGAGCUGAACUGAUGUACAGCCUAGCUUUACUGAGGAGCCUUAGCAUCUAGGCUCCAAAUAACUGGGAAUGCGAGAGUCAUCAUGAAAAUUCUCUUACCUCGCUAGGUUCUCAAGUCUUUGUGGGCGUUACUAGGUGUGGGCCCAGGGACACAGUGACAGUCUUUUCUCACCUGGACGAGUGUGUGCUCUUCAGAGGCUGUUUCUUCAUCAGUUCCUAUGAGGCCAAGACCACUUUUCUGUGUUCACCCAUCUGCUGAAGCGGUGGCGAUCCAGUACUUUUACAGCUUUGUGCUGGAGACUGGCGCUGGAGCAGACAUGCACCUGCCAUACACCAUCCAGAUCUGCUGUCCAUGGCUAUAGUCAUGUUGUUCUUCCCUCACAUCUCUGCUGUCUCAUCUCACCGUGGUUCCCCAGGAACUGAACCUUUCACUUUUGGUCAACAUCAUACUCAAAGGGCUCUGUGAGCCACUUGUGGGUGGGGGGGCCUGCAAGAUUUUGCCAGUUCUAUGCAUCAGCUGCUUGGAGCUGCUUAAGCUAUGUUGGCUAGAGCCUGCUUAGCCACAUGGUGGGGUUACUUGUCCUCUGUUGCACAGUAAUAGCUAUUUCAGCUGUGGGUGGCAUGAAUUCAUCACUUGAGUGUUAGCCUUUGGAGCAUUCCUCUUGCCAGUGUGUCUAGAAAAACAUCUGCUUCGGGGGACUUAUGUGUAACUUUGAAAUACACAAAAGCUGUUUUGUGAUGGAGCUGGUUACAUGCUGAGGCAGUUCUUGCUGGGUCUCGUUGAUGAGUCUGUACUCCUAGCACUGACAGCUUCAGCAACAGCUGACCAUUACAUGUGCUUUCUACUUUCUGGUUGUGGUGCAACAAGGGUGUGAAUGUCAUCUACAGCAACAGAAUGAUGUAGCUAAAGCUAGAAAGAGAGACAAAACAGCUAUGGAAAAAUGGCAGAUGCCUGCAGCCUCUCCUUUCAAUCUAGUGAUUCCUUCUCAGUUUUCUGGUAGAGAUGCAGUUGGAGGAAUGACUUCUAUUUUCAGUGAAACCUUUUCUUAAUUGUUUAAAUUCUUAAUUAAUACUUGGGGAUGUUCUUCAGGUCUAGAACUUCACUUUCAUUCAACCUGAAAACUGGACUGAUGCUAUGAAGGAAAUAGUUUGGAUAGUGCAGACCUAAAAGCCUUGUCUUCCUGAUCAUUAAACACAGGGUUGUCUUCUUUAGAACCUGGGCAUGAGGGGUCAGCUGGACCUCUUCUGGCAUCCUGGUACCAGCAUUACAAGUAGGGAGGAUCAAGUAUUGUAUUUCAGGAUGUGCACUCUCUGAAUGAAGCUCACAAAUUAGAGAGGAAAUCUGGAACAGGCUGCUGCUUCAUAAUUGUCCAGAAAGAGAGAGAAACUGCUUGGUAUCCUUAGGAGAGCAGAAAGAAUGCAUGAUCUGCUUUCCAGUUGUUGACUCAGUAAUGGAAGCUGGGCUUUUUGUUACAGAAAACAUGCAUAAGUUUUAAGAUUUCUGGUACUGACUGUCUUCUGCAGCCCAAAUAAAUAAGGCUGUCUUACUAUUUUUCCAGGCAUAUAUAAUCCUGCGCCAUGUAUCUGACAGUGUUCAAGUUCUUGGGUUUUUAAGGACCUGUCUGUCUCUCCUUUUGCUCUGUAUCUGAUAUCGGAAAUAACAUGAAACUCACAGGUCACAAUAUCUUACACCCUGUAAACUCCUGUUUUGGGAUAGCAUCAUGGUAACAAGGUGACUCUGAAGUAUGAGUGUAAUCUCUUCCCAACUUCCAGAGGGCGUACUGGUAGAGGACAAGAAGGCUUUGAGUUUUGUUCCCUUUUCUUUUUUCCCCAGAAACCAACUGCCAUGUAUUUCAGCAGAUGAGUGCCACACUGGAAUUAAAAAAUAGCUUAAGAAAAACAUUUAGUAUAUAAGACCUCUGUGCCUCAAAAGAUGAUGCUUAAUGUGUUUUAAUCACAAAACAGAUUCAGUUGAGAUGGAAAACUCGCUGUAAAACUUUUAAAAGGAGAAACUCACUCAUUAACCCCUCUAUUAAGAUGUUCUAGUUUCAAGUUCUGUAAAGGCCAUUGUAUCAAGAAUAUAUGUAUGUGUGUGUUUUUUCUCACAUUUUCAUUGCAUGUGGUGUCUGAGAAGGCCUAGUAUUUUCUUCCAUGAUAUGCAAGGCCUGCAUGAAGGGAGGGGGUAACUCUUUGCAGUUAAUUUGAAACAUUCAGACUUAGCCUUUCCACUGAACAUAACAAUGCAGUAUAAUUUAUGUGACAGUGGGCAGAUAGAUGAUUCUCCAUACUGACUGGUUAGUAUUGUGUGACAGCCUAAUGGUCACAUGGCCAAAUAAUUCAAAUAAUGCAGCAACAAAAGCAUUGGGGAACAGGCUCAGUUCUGUCAAGACAGGUGUUAAGUAACAUCAGGGACACAGAACCAGGAGCUGUAACCGUGGACAGUGAAGAGAUGCAGGUUCUUUGCUAUCCUGAGCACAUUCCUUCACCCUCUCUCCACUGCCUUUUUACCUUGCCUAUAAACCAUGGCAGGCACAAACAGCACAACUACCAUCUCUCCUGCUGAGGUACACUCUCCUGACCUUCUACUAGUGUCCUACUUAGGCAUUGCCAGAAUUGGGAAGAGAAGGGUCCUGAAAGCCCUGGUUCCUUUCAAAUACCACAGUGUUGCAGACUAGUGCAGGUGGUCAGUUGGUUAAAAUCUUUUUUGAUGGAUAAACAUAUUACCUCUGCCUUGAAUUAGUAGAACUAAAAUUGAAAAGCUCAUCCCAGAGAUACGGGUGCCUCUUCAGAAAAUUUGCUGCUUUUUCCCCCCAUGGCUUUUACCCUUGAUUUGUACAGUUUAAAUUGCUGGUGUUUUUGCUGCAUUGAGUUUUAGAUGAAAGGGUUAUUUUGCCAAAAACCUUUUGUUUAUAUAUGUGUACGUACAUGUGUGAACAUACAUGUGUGUACAUACAUGUGCACACACGUUUAAGAACACGCCUUAUUGUAUUAGUAUUAUUCCACAGUGCCUAAUUAUACAGCUUUUGCCCUGUUACAGCAUUCUGAUAGCACUCACUUCUGGAUCUUCCUUCCAAGGGUUUUGGACAUGAGGCAGGACUUGUACUUUCCAACAAGACAUAAUGGCAAUAUAGUGAAAGCACAACCAUGUUUAGAGUACAGUUUCUGCAUGUCUGCAGUUUGAGCUCUGCUUGCUGUUUCUAGAUUUUAGUCAAGUAUCUGUGUGUCUAAAACCAGUGGCAAUGGCUAUUGUAGCAUUUUAAAAACUAGGAAGAAGCUGUCACUGCAAAACUUCCCUAAGGAACAAAUGAACUGUUAUAGACAAUUGUUGUUAAUCUUCAUGAUUAUCCUCUUACAAAUAUUGUAUUGAUUUAAUGUCUUUAGAGCAAAUAUUGUACUUGAUCUGAAUGUCAGCUAUUUCAAAUUGCUCAGCAUUUAUGUGUGCACGUGAUUCUGUAGCAGUCUGUUGACAUAUAAAUGUUAUUAUCAAAUGAAACCUCUUUUUGUGGGAGGAGAUGGUAAGAGGAGCUGUUGUGACACUUAAAAAGGGCUUAUGUUGAAGACACAACAGAUUUGUUGCAUAUGUAUUUAAUAAUGUACUGACUGUAGGUAUGCUCUGUCUUGCAUAAUCUCCAGUCCAUAUUCCAGCACCAUUACUGGGGGCUCAUUGGAGUUGUGCACUGGCACAAAGUAGAUACUUCUUCAUUUUGCACCCCAUAAAUCUUCCUUACUACCUUCCAAGUGACUGUACAUUUUCCUGUUUCUGCCAGGCUGCCCUCCUGCCCUUUGGGCCUAGUUCUGUACCAAAACUGGUAAUGAAGGUAUGAGCAUGUGCUGGUGAAUGUGUGUGGAGAGUGGGGGAAUGGAGUUCCUGCUGUGAAUGCUGCUCUGUCAGUUUGGCUUAGACUAUUCUCUAAUUUCUACUUCAGCUUCUACUUUAGCCAUCUAACAGCUGCGCAGCAAAGAUUUGGCAACUACUGAAUUGCCUUGGAUUCACCAGUGACAACAUUGCCUCAUUUUCAGGCUUCGAUCUUAUAUGCAUCAGAAUAUGUAUAACUUCAUUAUAUUUUUUGCACUUAACAGAAAAUACAGGUUAGAUAGGCUUAGAGUGUGGCAAAAUUGCAAUGUUUGUACUUUUUUUUGUAAAUAUGGGGAUGAUUCUACAGAUAAAAAGAUGCACUUUCAGAUAACAAUGAGAACAAGUUUGUAGAAUACAAUUGUUUAGGAGUUUCUCUGGUUGCAGUGUUCCUGAUCCCCAUCCAUGUCUAACACUGUGUUCUCCUUGAAAGCCUGCUUGGGGAUAGAGAUGGCUUUGGAAAUCGCAGAAUGUAUUUAUAGCUGACUGACUGAACCUUUAUGUACAUUUUUGAGCAAAUUUGCUGCUAUUCUAAGUUUUAGGUUUUACUACACUGCUUCUAUAAUGCAUAAAGUAAAUGUUCAAGUUUUAUUUAUAACGUCAACACUUACUGAUUUGACACUUAGUUUCAGGAGACAUCCAGCCCAAAGCCUUCAUUUCUUUUGCUAUUUAAUAGUUUUGUUGUGGUUUCUUUUUUAGCAGUGUAGGCAUUGUAUGUGUGGAGUACAGUGAAAUGAAUGCAAAUUACUAACCUUAACCUGCAGUUAGAGUGGCAGUUUUCAUGUUUACAGGACAGAGACUAUUGAUUGUAAACCCAUCCAUGUCCACUGAAACGGUGCACUCUGUGUGUUUUGGAAGCACUGUUUCUGCUUACCAUGGUAAUUAAUGGAAUACUUGCCUUCUGGUUUUAGAGUCCUGGUAAUCUUGCUUUGGAGAGAUUUCAGUGUGGGUUAUGGCUUCUCUGCCAGGGACUCACAGGACAGAUUUGUCCUGAUACAAGUAUGUUAUAUUGAACAUGUUUUCUGAAAGAGUGACUUUAUUUUUUGUGAAGAUAAUUUAUGAGAAGGUUUUAUAGCAGAUCAGUGCUGAAAAAGUUGAAGUCUUGAAAUAAAUGUUUGUAGAUAUUAAAGAUCUAUCACAAAGCAAAGUAUUUUUUAAUAGGGUUACUGGUGUAGUUAUCCCUCUGAGCUCUCCUGGCAGCCAUACCCAUUUAGCAUGUCACUCUGCACUGGUCAAGUGUGUUAUUUAGGGGACAACCUGAUUUCAGAAGAUAUGGCUUCAUUUAUAUUGUGCAUAUCCCCUGUUACACCUCUGGCAGCAACUCCCCAUACAAACAUCAGCCAUACAAGGCAGAGCUUCUCCCCAUACAGAUCACUGCAGCUUGAAGAGCAGAGAGCCUGCCCUUGUGCUUGACUGCAGAAAGUUGUAAGUCUGGUGACUGUCUGGCACUUACAGUCCUCUCUCUCAGCAUCAUAGAGUGUGCCACGCAAGCUCUUUUGCUUUCUGAAUGCAGGCAGGCACAAAUCAAGAGUGCCCGAGUCAAACUGCUAAUACCUUGUCUCACCAUGGCAUCCAUUUCUUAGUGCUGCUUAUCAUGCCAAAUUGGGUAGCAAGAGGUGCUUGAAGUAUUACUGAGUAUUUAUUGUGUAAUUUUUGGGUGCUUAUAAAGCCUUUACUGCUAUUUUAAAGCAAAAUUUGGGGAUCUGUAGCAUAGCAAUAGCUGUAUAACUCUAGCAUUCCAAACAUGCCCAAAGCAAGUUAUCCUUGUGAUAGUUUAGUUAGCAAUGGUGUAGCUAGCAGCAAUCUUGUAUCUUGAAGCUGCAAGUUCUGAAUAUUGGAAGACAACAUCUCUGCUUUGAAUGCAAAGCAUUAGAGUUUGUAAUUCACUAUAGAUUUCAGCAUCUUUCCUACUUAAAAAUGACUGAUGACAUCUUAAUUCUUCUCAAACUAUAACUUAACUAUUGCUUAAAUAACUGUUUUUUCACCUCUGGUUAUUUAAAUCAUCCAAUUUACACAGUUGUAUGAAUGCUGUUUUAUUAUCAAGAUACUCUUAAGGUGUUUCAUAGCAUUUCUUGUGAAUGUUCUAAUACAUCAGUAAUAAAUAAUCCUGACCUAAUAAACUAAUGUAAGCUGACAAGUUAUUGUCUAAUGCUUAUUCUUUGUGCAUCUGCCUAAUUCUCAGAAAAAAAAAAAAGCAGCCUAAGUAUAAGCAUUAAAGUGGUUGAAAACAGUUUCCCCACACUGUGCCUCAAACCAGUAAUGUGUUAUCACACAUUUACUUGUGGAUUGGUCUCAAAAACUAGCUUUUAAUGAUGUAAUUUGUUUCUCACUGUCUGCCUUGCAAUGAGACGUAUCACUAUAUUGUGAUAACUUGUCUUCAAAAAAACAUACCUAGUGUACUAAUAGAUUUUUAAAGAAGUAAUUUAUAAAACAUGGACUUUUCUCUUAUAUUUAAACAUCUGUUCAUCCUUGGGUUCUGUUCUUAGAACAAUUCUGUGUAUAUUUUGCAAUACAUGUUUUGUGUUUUACUGUACAUUUUGCACCAAUAAUGUAUUCUAAGUAUUAUUUACAAGUUCCAGAGAUCUGUAACUAGAAUUUGCUGUGAACAAAUACAACAUCUCUUCUACCCUG
This is a messenger RNA of Serinus canaria (Common canary), 10251 nucleotides long. RefSeq names its product diacylglycerol kinase theta (gene DGKQ). Gene Ontology annotation, biological process: intracellular signal transduction; lipid phosphorylation; diacylglycerol metabolic process. Gene Ontology annotation, molecular function: ATP-dependent diacylglycerol kinase activity. The record is from RefSeq and is a predicted model, not a curated record. Lineage: Eukaryota; Metazoa; Chordata; Aves; Passeriformes; Fringillidae.